UCAAACAGUUCCUGUUUUGGGAUGUGUAGUGUGCUUGAGGCUUUUCACAACACGAGAUAUCGCCCGUUUUGUUUUGUGCAAUGACUGCGGACUUUAGAAGUAUUUGAAAGUUUUUUUCUUAGCUAACGAAGCUAAGUUUGCAGCAGUGGAGACAUGGACUACUUAUUUUCUGUGACGGGCAGCAGCGCCAGAGCUGUCAGAGACGCAAUAUCUCAGAGACUGUGGCCCGGACCCGGACCCGAACAGGACACAGUCCAAACCCAACAGCACCAUGCUGGGACAGCUCACGACAACAACACCGUCCACUCAAACGCAGAUACCGGCCAGAAGAAGACACCAGAGAAGAAGGAUGGGAGGCGCAUGUCGUUCCAGAGACCCAAAGGGACCAUCGAGUAUUCUGUGGAAUCGCGGGACACGUUGAACAGCAUUGCGCUCAAGUUUGACACCACACCCAACGAGCUGGUUCAGCUGAACAAGCUGUUCUCCAGAGCAGUGGUGCCUGGCCAGGUUCUAUACGUUCCUGAUCCUGAGUACGUCUCCAGUGUUGGAAGCUCCCCUUCCCUCAGUCCCAUCAGCCCCCUGUCUCCCACCUCCUCAGAAGCUGAUUUAGAGAAGGUGACGGAUUCUGAUGGCCCCUCCAGACCAGAAGGAGUUCACCCCCCAGUGUUCUCUGCCCUGCGCCAGUCCAGAGUGGUGUCAUCCACCUCCGAGGAGGAAGAGGCCCUCACAGAGAAGUUCCUCAAGAUCAACUGCAAGUACAUCACUGAUGGAAAGGGUGCGGUGAGCGGGGUGUUGUUGGUGACGCCCAACAACAUCAUGUUCGACCCUCACCGGAUGGACCCACUGGUUCAGGCCCAUGGGUGCGAGGAGUACGGCAUCAUGUGUCCUCUGGAGGAGGUGCAGUCUGCCGCCAUCUACAAGGAGAUCACAGACCCCAAGAUCAGAGAGGCUGUGCCAGAUGACCUGGAGCCUCUGCCAGUUGAGAGACAUCCCUCCCAGAAGGAUCCAGAGCAGCGUCUAAGAGAGCCGGGGGCCAACGACAGCGGCAGCACGGCCCCCCGCAGCACUGAGGGCUCCAUCUCAGAAGACGUCUUCACCGAGUCGGAACUGUCCCCCAUUCGGGAGGAAGAGCAAGCGUCUAGCGAGGAUCUCCGUCUGGACAAGUCCUCUGGCGCUUCUACAGAGUCUGUGCAGACCGUGACCCAGGUGGAGGCCACCGGCUCCCAGGCCUCGGGCAGCGCCCACGGCUCAGCUAGCCAGCCGGACGAGCCUGCUGCUGCGAAAGCCUCUGCCACAGCAGAGGACAAUGCACCAGAAACUGCCACAGAAAAAGAUAGCCAGUCCCCCAUGGGAUCCAAGCAGCACAGUGUAGAGAAGCCACCAAGCACAGCCACUACCACCACCAGCAGCACCACUAGCCAGGCCCAGGGUCCCAGCAGCAGCACCUCUCGCCCAGGGUCCCAAAGCUCAGCCACCGCCGGUGCCACAGACACCCCCUCCGUCUCAGCCUGUCCUCAGGAGGAUGCCAAGGAGGGGACCGAGGUCUCCAAAACGGACACUAUGCAACAAGGGAAGGAGGAGAAUGUAGAACAGACGCAAAAGGACGGCAAACAGAACUCUGCAGAGGGUACAGGGUCUGGAGAGAGGCUGAAGCACCGCACUCACAAGUUUUUGUGUCUGCGGGUUGGGAAACCCAUGAAGAAGACGUUUAUUUCCAACGCCAGCGCAUCCAUGCAGCAGUAUGCUCAGCAGGGCAAGAAGCACGAGUACUGGUUUGCUGUGCCGCAGGAGAGGUCGGACCACCUCUAUGUGUUUUUCAUGCAGUGGAGCCCAGAUAUGUACGGUGAGGGGGUCAGGGGGAUGGGACAAGAGCCCGGGUUUAUGGUUGUCAAGAAGAACGAGGUGUCAGAAACCGCCGAGGACGAGCCAAUCACUGACCUCAAUGUCAAGGAGUGGGAGGUAGUGUCUCUGACGGAGUACCACCGUCGGAUUGAUGCUCUAAACAGUGAGGAUCUGCGCUCACUCUGCAAACGACUCCAGAUCACCACCAAGGAAGAGGUGAACUCCAAGCAUGGCUCGACAUCCGUCAAGACUGAGCUGGAGCCCGAAACGUUCAAACCCAACCUCAGAGAACCCAGUGACCUCCUGGAGGCCGACCAGAUAGAGAAGCUCGCCAGGAAUCUCCCACCACGGACCAUUGGGUACCCGUGGACGCUGGCCUUUGGCACAACGAAGCACGGUAUGAGCAUUAAGACACUGUACAGAGCCAUGCAGGGCCAGGACACCCCAGUGCUCAUGGUCAUUAAGGACAGCGACGGCCAGGUGUUUGGUGCGUUGGCAUCCGAGCCUUUUAAAGUCAGCGAUGGCUUUUAUGGCACUGGAGAGACCUUCCUCUUCACCUUCAAUCCAGAGUUUGAGGUGUACAAAUGGACAGGUGACAACAUGUUCUUCAUCAAAGGAGAUAUGGACUCCUUAGCUUUUGGUGGAGGCAGUGGCGAGUUUGGCCUGUGGCUGGACGGAGACCUUUACCACGGCAGGAGUCACUCCUGUAAAACAUUUGGGAACCCCAUGCUGUCGAAAAAGGAGGAUUUCUAUGUGCAGGACAUAGAGAUCUGGGCUUUUGAAUAACAAGACAGUGCACCACAGGGAAAGUCCUGCAAAAGGGCAAACCAAGGAGUCCUGCUCCUUAGAACAAUGGCAACGUCCCAAACCUAACUGCACAUCACCAGGGCUCCCCAGGGUGGAAGCCAGCUAUCGGAUGCUUGUUGUGCAUUACUACUGCAGUUAUUACGGAGCUUUUUUUCUUUGUGAAAAAUUACCUUUGUGUGUAUCUUGUUACAGCCUUGUGCAGCCUCUUUGCAGAGUAGGGGGGAGUGUGUAAAGCAGUGAAAAUAAUGGUGAAAGAGACAGUGAGACGAGGUUGCGUCAGUGGGAUGAAGAGAGGGAAGCAGGGAAGGAUAGAAAGAUUAAAAGGGACCAUCGGGCCUCCAAGAGGAAAUGACCAUCGGAGCUCCUCUCACCCGAGAGGUGGUGAAGAUGAUGGCGGCUGAGGUUUGGGACUGCUGCAAGAAGAGAGAACUGCCCUACUGGUCCAGAUUGUGCAUCUGAACUUCACAGAACCUCAAGGAGUCCCCAACACCCUCUCAAACCCCCUAAGAACUUUGUCCAUUCAGUAGGAUGUUACUCACUGUGCUGUCAGCCUUGACUGAGAGAGACCUAGUUAGAGGAAGAGAAAGACAAGCUAACAAAAAGCUGAACACAUUCCAUUACACAUGGUGGUGGUGGAGUGUCAAAGUUCUGGUUUGCAAUUUACAAAAUGCAUCAGCAGAAGGAUACGAUGACACUUAGCUCAGAGAACAAAAAUAUUUGCUGUGUGGGGGGGGACAGGUGAGUCUUUUUACAGUACAGUACAGUUUUGGGUUGUCUUCUGAGGCUAAACUAUAGAGUAUUGUGUAUUGUAGUCCUCCUGUUGUUCACUGUCAUAGCACACCAUCUGAAAGCACAUAGCUAUAAUCAGAUCACCCAUCGUCGUAAUGUUCUGUUCAGUGGGUGUACGUGUGAGUCCAGCUAACACCAGCUCCUCUCACAGGAUGCUGGCUGUACUGUUUGUAGACAGUAACGUGUUGCAAUAGAUUUGUGGAAUAUGCAAAUAACUGUCCUGUGACCUCAAAUACCCGCAGGUCGUGGCUCUUUUGCCGCCACCUGUCACUCUUUCAAGAGAGAAACUUGUAAAGCUUUUACGUCUUGAUACACAAUUGCUUUUCUGGGUAUCAUUUGAAAAGCCUGAGACGUGGUUAACUGUUUUACAUGCAUAUAUGACAAUUAUAUAUUGGUAUAUAUGAUUAUAUAUGGAAUUAUAUAAUCAUAUAUAUUUUGCUGUUAAGUGUGACAGUGAUCUAUUUGUGCUGAUAUUUCAGCUGUUACAAUAUAAUGUAUAUUACCCUGUAAAUUAAUGUUAAAAUAGUAGAUUUGUUCCAUAUAUACAUAUAUAUAUAUACACACACAUAUAUAUAUAUAUAUAUAUAUAUAU
Molecule: messenger RNA, 4030 nt
Organism: Scomber scombrus (Atlantic mackerel)
Lineage: Eukaryota; Metazoa; Chordata; Actinopteri; Scombriformes; Scombridae
Gene: oxr1a
Product: oxidation resistance 1a
Exons: 15
Coding region: 154-2628 (824 amino acids)
Biological process (GO): response to oxidative stress
Cellular component (GO): nucleus
Source: RefSeq, a predicted model, not a curated record